AUGGACAUGAAGCAGCACGCGCUCGCUGCCCUCAGCAGCCGCAAGACAGACGGCAAGGGACUGCGCGUGGCCAUCGUGCACGCGCAGUGGAACGCAGAGGUCGUGAACGCGCUCGUGGCCGCGGCGCAGACGGAGCUCCUGCGCGCGGGCGUCGCCGCGUGCGACGUGGUCGCCGUCGCGGUCUCGGGCGCCUACGAGUUGCCGUACGCGGCGAACCGACUGAUUCUGUCGCAGAAACUCGACGCAGUCAUUUGUAUUGGCUGCCUCAUCAAGGGCGACACGAUGCACUUUGAGUACAUCUGCGACGCCGUGUCGCAGGGCCUCAUGCGCGUGCAGCUCGACACGAACGUGCCCGUGCUCUUUGGCGUGCUGACGGUGCUCAACGAGCAGCAGGCGAAGGACCGCGCGGGGCUCUCGGACAAGGGCCACAACCACGGCACCGAGUGGGCGCAGACGGCCAUUGAGAUGGCGCGUCUGCGCGAAGCCACACUCCGGACCGGCUGCCCCAUGCGCCCGCCAGAGCACUUGCCCUACGACAGUCUGAGCAACUGCCCGUUCUUUUCAGCGUCGACGUGGCUGCACGUUGCGACGCUCGGCGCGAUUGGGAUCGUCAUUGCGCUCGUCUCGAAGAAAGUCACGUAG
This is a messenger RNA of Hyaloperonospora brassicae, 642 nucleotides long. The record is from the annotation of a GenBank genome assembly. NCBI's taxonomy places the organism in Eukaryota, Oomycota, Peronosporomycetes, Peronosporales, Peronosporaceae.